This is a messenger RNA of Porites lobata, 414 nucleotides long. Lineage: Eukaryota; Metazoa; Cnidaria; Anthozoa; Scleractinia; Poritidae. The record is from the annotation of a GenBank genome assembly.
AUGACAAGCACAAUCCCAAAGAAGCAUGUUUUCCUGUGGACAGCUUUUAGAUCCUGUUCAUCUGCGUUUGAGCGUUCGAUUUUGACUUUACCCCGCAUGCGGUUGAUGUCAGAACCGUUUUCUGCUUCGUUUUACUUUGGACCUCAGAGACAAAGCUGUCGCUAUGAAUCAAAAGAGGCUGAUUCCAAAGCGAGUUACGAAAACGUUGCCAGGGAAAUUCUGAAUCAAGCUAAUGACGAUAACAUUGAUUUGCUUUUUGUCAAGGAUAUGGCUUGUUACAUGAAAGGAAGAUUGGGUUUUUUAAAGGAAUUUUUUGAAGACACGAAACAUUCUUUUCUUAUUCGAAAUCCAAAGAAGUCGAUUCCUUCCCAGUAUCGCGCUAGUGAAAAUCCAGAAAUCCAAGAUUCCAACUGA